UUUGCUGUGACUGCCAUGAUAUUGGAUGUCUCAAAAUAUUUUCUGCAUUUAAUGUUGUACUACAACUGCAAAUGUUUUGAAAAUGUCCUUUUUGGAAUGGGGAAUCCUCUCCUUGACAUCUGUGCUGUUGUGGACAAGGAUUUCCUUGACAAAUACGGGUUGAAACCAAAUGACCAGAUUUUGGCAGAGGAGAAACAUAAAGAGCUAUUUGAAGAACUUGUGAAAAAGUUCAAGGUAGAAUAUCAUGCUGGCGGCUCUACGCAGAAUUCCGUUAAAGUGGCCCAGUGGAUGAUCCAGCUCCCUUACAAAGCCGCAACCUUUUUUGGCUGCAUUGGAACCGAUAAAUUUGGUGAGAUCCUGAAAAGGAAAACAGAAGAAGCCCACGUGGAUGCUCACUAUUAUGAGCAAAGUGAAGAACCAACUGGAACUUGCGCUGCCUGCAUAACCAGUGACAACAGGUCUCUGAUUGCUAACUUGGCUGCUGCUAAUUGCUAUAAGAAGGAAAAACAUCUUGAUGUGGAGAAGAACUGGAAGUUGGUGGAAAAAGCUAAAGUUUAUUAUAUUGCAGGUUUCUUCUUGACAGUGUCACCAGAAUCCAUAAUGAAAGUCGCAACUCAAGCUUCUGCAAACAACAAGAUCUUCAGUUUAAAUCUUUCUGCACCAUUUAUUAGCCAGUUCUACAAGGACCAACUGAUGGAAGUCAUGCCUUAUGUUGACAUCCUGUUUGGGAAUGAAACAGAAGCUGCCUCCUUUGCUAGAGAGCAAGGCUUUGAGAUUGAGGACAUUGAAGAGAUAGCCCGAAAGACACAGGCCCUGAAAAAAGCAAACCCUAAAAGACAGCGAGUUGUUGUGUUUACCCAAGGGAAGAAUGACACUAUCAUGGCCACAGAAAAUGAAGUAAGAGCUUUCCCAGUCUUAAUUAGUGACCAAAGUGAGAUAGUUGACACCAAUGGAGCUGGAGAUGCCUUUGUAGGUGGCUUCCUUUCUCAGUUGGUCUACGAUCGGCCAUUGACGGAGUGCAUCCGUGGUGGCCACUAUGCCGCCAGCGUGAUCGUCAAGCGUUCUGGUUGCACCUUCCCAGAGAAACCUGAGUUCAUAUGAUACUGACAAGCCGAGGGAUCAACAGGAAAUGUUGCCUACUUCCCUUUUCCCAGUUACUCUGCAUUGAAGUUUCUGUACUUCUGUUCACUUGGACCUUAGACACAUCUCUUGGAUCCCUUUCUCCCCCCAAUGUACUAGUGUCGGACUGCCAGACCAUCCAGCGUGCAGCUCCCCUGUACGACAGCCCCCCAAUUCUCAAGUGCAUCCUGAAACCCUUCUAGAUAUUUUUCUGGUAUCCUCAAGUCUGGCCAACACUGCUCACCUCAGCCAGAAGAGAAUUCAGUUGGGGAAUGGCUGAAAUAAUGGUACAAGUGUAAGAAAGGGUUGGGCUUUCCUUGAUGCUAAUGUGGCAUUUUACUUACCCACCCAGCUUAAUCCUGCUUCUCCUGCAGUAAUUAGGAGUACAACCAUGAUUUUUGGGGUGACCCAAGAUUAUGUGAUCUGGAGUAAGAGGUUUGGGAGCAGAUUCCUCAAAUGAGGGGCAGGACCUUCAUUCUGAAUGUAAAUUGGAUUAGGGCUUGGGAAUCUCAUUUUUCCAGAGCAGGACCUGGAUGUUGUUAUAAGUAAAAUCCAUAAUAGGCAUGCACCAGUUAUGAAUCUGUGGCUGUAUCUCAAAAGUAUAAAAGUAUUGUGUGAAAAUGAAGUACAGAAAUACUCUUGCAGGCUGUUUCUUUGGGAUAUGCCAAAAUGUAAUGUUUUAUUUCAACGCACAGUUUUAAGUUUUAAGGUAUGUCAAAUAAUGGAAACAUCCUUAUUUGUAUUACAGUAUUCAAGACGUACCUUCUCCAAAGUAAUUUACUAUGUAAUUUGAUACUGAUAAAUAAAGGAAUUGUGAUACAGGA
Messenger RNA from Python bivittatus (Burmese python), 1943 nucleotides. NCBI's taxonomy places the organism in Eukaryota, Metazoa, Chordata, Lepidosauria, Squamata, Pythonidae. The record is from RefSeq and is a predicted model, not a curated record.